Perognathus longimembris pacificus (Pacific pocket mouse) is the source of this 845-nucleotide messenger RNA. RefSeq names its product microsomal glutathione S-transferase 3 (gene Mgst3). The record is from RefSeq and is a predicted model, not a curated record. Gene Ontology annotation, molecular function: glutathione transferase activity; glutathione peroxidase activity. Bases 136 to 615 code for a protein of 159 amino acids. Lineage: Eukaryota; Metazoa; Chordata; Mammalia; Rodentia; Heteromyidae. Gene Ontology annotation, cellular component: endoplasmic reticulum; nuclear envelope; membrane. The transcript has 6 exons.
UGGCCUCUUGCCCGGGGCGGGGGUGGGGCGGGGCCUAUUCUGGCCUGUUCUGGAGCCGCACCCGAGCUGUGCGGACCUGAGCUGAGCUGCGCAGCUUCAUUCUGCACCCGGCGAAGGUGAUCCAGAGUCUGCAAGAUGGCUGUCCUCUCUAAGGAAUAUGGCUUCGUGAUUCUAACUGGUGCUGCCAGCUUUGUGAUGGUACUCCACCUAGCCAUCAACGUUGGCAAGGCCCGCAAGAAGUACAAGGUGGAGUAUCCUAUCAUGUACAGCACAGACCCUGAAAACGGGCACCUCUUCAACUGCAUUCAGAGAGCCCACCAGAACACGUUGGAAGUGUAUCCUCCCUUCCUAUUUUUUCUAGCUGUUGGAGGUGUUUACCAUCCGCGCAUAGCUUCUGGCUUGGGCCUGGCCUGGAUUGUUGGGAGAGUCCUGUAUGCGUAUGGAUACUACACCGGAGGUAAGCACAUGCUGACAUCUACCAAGGUAACAAAUUUUAAAUUAUAUGUAGUACUGGUGUUUGAGCUCAGGGCCUGGUGCUUGCUAUCACUCAAGCCAUGCCUCCAUGUUUGUUUUCUGCAGUUAUUUUUGAAAUGGAGACUUUCAAACUUCUGCUGAAUUUCAUUUUUUUUUUAAAAAAAGGGAAAUACUUUCAAAAGCCCUAAAUCAGAGUUGCUUUAAUAAGGGCCAGGCCAUUGGCAUGCAUGCUCUCACACAGGGAGUGCAUGUAGGUUAGGCCAGGUUGUCAGAUGUUCAGACAUACAUGCCGAUAGCAUAGCUUGUGGACGCUCUAUUGGGUAACUUUCUGCUUUCUUCUUUUUCAGACCCCAGCAAGCGAAACCGAGGAG